Messenger RNA from Malaya genurostris, 2475 nucleotides. RefSeq names its product protein vreteno. Gene Ontology annotation, molecular function: RNA binding. The transcript is spliced from 3 exons. The record is from RefSeq and is a predicted model, not a curated record. NCBI's taxonomy places the organism in Eukaryota, Metazoa, Arthropoda, Insecta, Diptera, Culicidae. Bases 107 to 2356 code for a protein of 749 amino acids.
GUAACGCAUCUCGCAUUUCUCCUCGCGGUUUUUUGUUCCUUAUUCUGAAGUAAAAAUAUCAGUUGAGUGAAACUUUAAUUCUAACGGUGUGCAAGUAAUAAUAAUUAUGAAAAAUUUGAUUGAAGACUACAAUCAAAUGCAGCGCGACUAUUACAAUCCGCUGUUGAAUCGCUACGACCGGGGUCCCGGAGCAGACUUGGAUGACAGGCAGCAACCGGGUGCGUUAGCUGCAGCAGCAGCAAAAGCGACUAGUUCCGUAGGUGACGGAUGCAGCGGAAUGGCACUAAGCGAUCCUCCAGCUGUUCGGAUUCAUUUGAAAAACACACAAGAUUUGACAGCGGAUGGAUUAAUCCAACUUUGUCGGCCAUAUGGAACUGUGGUUAGUGUGCAUAAACCUAAGGAUAAUGGGAAUUAUGCGUUUGUUGAAUUCGCUAAUCAAAGUGAGGCAGGUUUAGCGAUUCAAGAACUGAACCGCAAGUUAGGAUUUCAGUUUUACCCUACCUUUGCUCACGAAAAAAAGACGCUACCAAUGGAAGUGGAAAGUUUCCCAGCUCCUCCUCCACCUUUUGAAUCGGCACCUGGGGAACGGUUAAUUCCUAUGCAAGAAAUUAGUGGAGAUGAGGAAAAUUGGGAAACCACAUUGGCACAACGAAGAAUCAAGACAGGAUUCUCGAUACCACUUAAAAUCCGCUUCCCUGCUAAGCAGGAUCUGUCAACAGCGAGUCACUAUUCAAACAAAUUUUCAGCACUGUCGACCGUAGAUUGCGAUCAAACUUUUAGUAUUGUGAUGCUUUUGGAAAGCGAACAUCGAGCUCCAAAUACAAAAUUGGAAUUCAACAUCAAGGAACGCAUCAACAAUUUACUUCAAAGAAUCACCAUUCAGCAGGUUACAGUAAUAGAUCAUAUGAAUGAUACGCCAGUAUUUGGAUACAGGGGUCUUUCAGAUGAGCAAAGACUGUUGUUUCCGGAAACUCGAUGUGUUGCAUGUGGUCAUCGAGGAUUCUUUAAAUGUAGUAUUUGUGAGUCUUCAUACUGUUCAACGCACUGCCAACGCGAAGAUUACAAAAAGCACCAGAGUUCGUGUCAUUUGAAAGGAUGGAAAGAACGUUCUCCCAUACAGAAAACAGCCAAUAAAGGAUAUUUCGAAGAGCUUGAUGGACUUACACAGGAAAAAUUUCCCAAAGGAUCACAUGUUACUAUUUUAUCCGUGCUAACCCCAGAGCGGGUUUUCGUGAGAUCGUUGGAAAAGGAAAGUAACAUCGGCUAUCUGCAAACGCUUAGUGAUGUGGCCAAAGCCGGACUCAGCGCCGAAAAAAUAACAGAUUCUCCUGAACCUGGCGAUAUAUGUUUGGCCCUUUAUCGGCCACUCAAUGCUUAUGCGCGUGUUUUGAUUAUUAAAGUAUCAAAAAAGCAAGCCCAUUGUGUAUUUGUGGAUUUUGGUUCGGUUGAACUCGUAAACAUUGAAGAUAUGAAACAAUUAAAUGAUGAUAAAUUGAAAUACAGACCCGUUCGAGUUCAUAAAGUCCAUCUCAAGGGCAUAACCGAGGAGUAUGGCCAUGUCGAGAAAGCAAUGUAUUACUUAAACAGCCUCAUAAAUAAACCUCUGGAAAUGAAAGUAAAAGUCGAAGGUAGUCGCAAUCUAGUGGACGCUCAACUUCGUACAGUCGAAGGUGUUACUGUCAACAAAUACAUCAACCAAUUGAUAACCUUGCCAGUAAUAAAAGUCAUCGAAAAUAUUGAUUCGUUCAUUGACUACAAUAAGGUAUCUCAUAAAAAACUGCCAGUUAAUGAAAAAAUAGACAUCAUCAUUCUGAACCGCACUACAAUCAAACUCGACUUUCGUGUAACCCUUAUUGCGUACCAAGAUCUUCCAUACCUACAAGAUCUCCAGCAGAAACUGCAAAGCUAUGGUAAAAAAGUGGAGAAAUUUUCCGAACCUUACACUCCUCGCUUAAACGAACUGUGCCUGGUAAGGAAUAUGAGCACCUGGUAUAGGGGCGUUUGCUUAGAAUCUGUUGGCGACGGUCGGCCUUCCAUAUUUCUUUGCGAUUACGGUUGUUUGCUAAUGGCAAAACUAGAGGAUAUUCGAAAAAUACCACCCAGUUUGGCAGUGGAGGUACGCACUACUGAUGCAAAAGUGUUUAGACUAGAGGAAGCUGAGAAGGCUGGGGUCAAAAUUGAUUCUGAGUUUUUGGAUAUCUAUCUAGAAGAAAACGAACGGAUGGCGGUAGAGACUACCGAGGAGGUUGAAUUCCAAGAGUUUGGUGACGCACUGUCAAAAGAAGACAUAACAAUGCUUUCGGUUAUUAUAGUUCCGGAUUUGAUUGAAUUCAUUGAUGAUCGAGUUCAUCGAUAAAAAAUGGAUUACGUAAAAAGUACAAUGCAUUGGACAUCAAGUUGGGUGAUUUUUCGUUUGGUUCAAACUUGAUAUUGAUUUCAGAUUAAGAAAAGCUUCAAUAAAUUGAUAUUCCUUCA